This is a messenger RNA of Rhopalosiphum maidis (corn leaf aphid), 2456 nucleotides long. Its product is annotated as zinc finger protein 431-like. NCBI's taxonomy places the organism in Eukaryota, Metazoa, Arthropoda, Insecta, Hemiptera, Aphididae. The record is from RefSeq and is a predicted model, not a curated record.
AUGGAGAAACGUACACAAAUAAAUUUAGAGAAAUUUGAUAGUUUAAUACCUAUAAAUAAAAAUAUUUCUGUUGAAGCCGAAAACAAUCAACAAUUAAUAAAUAAUGAUAUUUACAUUAAAAAAGAGCCAGAAAACAACACUAAUUAUUGUACUUCUGAUGAAGAAACAGAACAUGUUAACCAGUGCACAAGUACAAUUAAAAUUGAAAGAGAUGAACUUAACGGUUAUAUGUUUGAAAGUAUAAUAGAAGUAAUUGACACCCAAUUAACAGAAAAAAAUGUUCAUGGUGCUAAUCCAAUAGUAAAUGUUAAUGAUGAUCGUUCUACUAUUGUUAAUGAUUGUUCAACUGUUAGUGAACAGUUACACAAUGAAAAGAAUCAAUACCAGUGUAAUAUAUGUAAUAAGCAAUUUCAUGACAAAUAUAACUUAGAAGUUCACAAAUCAUUUCAUGCAAAUAUCAAGAAAUUUGAAUGUACUGCUUGUGGUGUGCAAUUUUUGGAUUUAUCUGAUCUUAAAAGUCAUUUGAUAUCUCAUAUAGACCAUGAUAUACAAUUGAUUGAAAAUCAAUUUGUCCAACAAGAAUGUAAUAGUAAUUUAUGUAAUAAUAUUACCACACUUGAAGGAAUAAAGAAAAGUUGUCACGACAGUGGAGUUCCUAUUCAAAAUGAAAUAAUUAUCAAAAUUACAUUGGGGUGUUCAGUUGUUCAAAUUGAACAACCAAACAUUGAAAAUUCUUUAUUAACUGAAGUUAAUAGUAUUGAUUCAAGAAAUAGUGUUGAUUCAGAUUUAAAUGUUAUAAAUGCAGUUAAUUCUGUUGCUCUAGUACAUCAUGAAUCUGUUAAUGUAGCUGAAUCAUUUAAUGCAAGUUCAGGUAAUUCAAAAGAACAUAAAAAUGAUAAAGUUUAUGAAUGCUCAAAAUGCAGUAGAUUAUUUUAUGAUCGUUCAAGUAUUAUAAAUCAUCUCAACCCUGAUAAAUAUCAUUGUACCAACUGUUGUAAGUACAUUGAUAUUUUGUCUUCUUUGAAAUAUCCUGUUAGCUUUAAACCAGGAUCACCAGUAUAUUUUGAAUGUAAUGAAUGUUACAAUGAGUUUUAUACACUCAAGAGCUUUAGUAAAUAUAAAAGUGCACAAAGUAAAAAAAAUAAUGACAGGCCAUACGAGUGUGGUGUUUGUCUAAAAACACAUAUAAAUUGUUAUCACUUUGCUGCUCAUCAACGGUUACAUAAAGGUGAGAGACCAUACCGGUGUUAUGUUUGUAAUAAACUUUUUCAUGCCAGGUUUAAUUUAGAAGCUCACUUGUUUUCGCACCAAAACAUCAAAAGAUUUGAGUGCUCUUUGUGCUCAAAAAUGUUCCUUAAAUUAAAGUAUCUCAAAAUUCAUACAAGAUCACAUUAUUCUUUCAAACAUAAAUGCAACAUAUGUGGUAAAGAAUUUGAAUCAUUGAAUUCUUUGCAAAUGCAUCAGAAUUUCCAUUUUAAAUACAAACCACAUACAUGUAUUAAAUGUGGCAAAUCAUUUUCAAAACUUCAAUCUUUUACACAACAUUUGAAAAGGCACAGUGAUUUAAAAACAUUCAAAUGUGUUAUGUGUGAUAAAAGUUUUAGAACUUAUUUUGAUUUUAUAUGUCAUAAAAGAGAAUCUAAUGGAGAAAAGCCUUACAAGUGUGAUAUUUGUGAAGAUGAAUUUACUCAAUUAAUCGAUUGGAAAAAACACAGAAAAACACAUCAUGGUAAUAAAAUGUUUGAAUGCGACAAAUGCCAUAAAAAGUUUGUCAGUAAACUUAGUAUAAGAGUACAUUUAAAAACACACAAAGAAUGGAAAGAACAUACAUGUAAAGUAUGUAAUAAAAAAUUUGCAAAUAAACAUAAUUUAUAUGUACAUGAAAAAAUUCAUAAAGAUUUUAAACAAUAUGUUUGUAACAUAUGUAAAAAGAGUUUUAUUUCUCAUCGUAAUUUUACUCGUCAUUUAAAUCAACACACAGGUGUCAAGCCAAACCAGUGUAAUUGCGAGAAAACAUAUUCAUCAGUUCAAUCUCUAAAUAGAUGCAAAAAAGAUAAUUAUACAUGUGAUAUUUGUAAUAAAUCUUAUAGUAACCCUGAAGAACUCAAGGUUCACAAGACUACACAUGAAGAAUCUACGUGGAAGAAAUAUGUAUGCCAAUUAUGUGACAAAGCAUUUAGCAAACCUGUAUUAUUGAGAAAUCAUGAUUUAACUCAUCUGAAUGAUAAAUCACACAUGAACAUUUGCCCAAAGUCUUUUAUAACUCAAACAGCUCUAAAACUUCUUAAAAGACAGCAUACUGGUGAAAAACCAUACAAUUGCAAAUCAUGUACUAAGUCAUACCCACAAAUUAGUUCAUUAGUUCGACACGAAGCUAGAGUACACAAAUAAAUAUUUUAAGAUGUUCAUUCAAUUUAAAGUUCAAACAUUAAACAUAAAUGAGUCAAAUGGAUUCU